UCCUGCGUACGUGCCUGCCCCAGCUCUUUGUUUUCCAGCCCGCACGCGCCCAGCAGUCAAACAUUGUUUGACAUAAUGACCAGCAAAUAUGAUGUUCUUGACAUCGGGGUAUAAGUGCGAGAUGAACUUUUCUUAUUUUUUUUCUCUCGUUGUUAUCGGUGCAUAUGCAAUGCGAGUGGUGAUAAUUAAAUACUUUCAGGGGUGAAAUUUAGCGUGUUUUAAUCUACUGUAAAAAUAGUUUGGACUCUUUUUUAUUUCACGCGUUCCAACACGUUUUUUUUUUUUUUUUGUCCACUCUUUUUCGUGAACAACCGACUCCCCAAAGAAACGGGCGACCGCGAAUCUCGGCAGGUGCUCUGGCAAGCUCAGCACUCGUGGCCCCUCUCGGAUGGGGGGAGGCUGCUGUACGCGAGAGCCCCGCCCCUGUGGGCCCGCCCGGCCACGUGACCAGGGCCCCGCCUCCAGCCACACUUGGCUGCGGCGCGGUGGCACCUCCGAGUCGGGCGCAUGGAGCCGCGUGAGCAGCAAGCGCUGUCCCCCCGCGCACCAGCAGCCAUGUCCUCUGCGCGGUCCAGCUGCGCGCCCGUGGCGUCGGUGGCGCCCAUGGCCGUGGUGGUGCUCACAGACGACGGCCGAGAGAAGUGGGACAAGAAGAUUGAAUUCCUCCUCGCUGUCAUCGGGUUUGCGGUAGACCUCGGCAACGUGUGGCGAUUCCCGUACAUCUGUUACCGCAACGGCGGAGGCGCCUUCCUGAUUCCGUACACUGUGAUGCUGAUGUUCGGUGGCCUGCCUCUCUUUUACCUGGAAUUGGCCAUGGGUCAGUACUACCGCAGCGGGUGCCUAACUAUUUGGAAGAAGAUAUUUCCCAUCUUUAAAGGCAUUGGGUACGCCAUCUGCAUCCUUGACUUGUACAUGGCCAUGUACUACAACACGGUGAUUGCAUGGGCACUCUACUACCUUGUGGCGUCACUUGCUUCCGAGCUGCCCUGGACACGCUGCGACAACCCCUGGAAUACGGCGACUUGCCGUACGCUGGCCGAACGCGCGAACGCCACCGGAUUCGCCACGAGCCCGGCACAGGAAUACUUCGAGCGGCGGGUGCUGCAGAUCCAUCUGUCCGGUGGAAUCGACCACAUUGGUGGCAUUCGGUGGCCACUGGCAUUGUGCCUGUUCGCAGUGUUCGUGCUCGUCUACUUCUCCCUCUGGAAGGGCGUCCGCAGCACUGGAAAGGCGGUGUGGGUGACAGCCACUAUGCCGUACGCUGUGCUGUUGAUCCUGUUGCUGCGCGGUGUCACCCUGGACGGAUCCUUGGAUGGCAUCAAGUACUACCUGUACCCUCAAUGGGACAAGCUGCUCUCUAGCGACGUGUGGAUUGACGCUGCUACACAGAUAUUUUUCUCCCUUGGGCCUGGAUUUGGCACGUUACUAGCAUUAUCCAGCUAUAACAAGUUCCACAACAACUGUUACCGGGAUGCCCUUGUGACAAGCAUUAUCAACUGCCUCACGAGCUUCCUGGCUGGGUUCGUCAUAUUUUCUGUGCUCGGGUACAUGGCUCACGUGUUGCAAAAAGACAUCGCCGACGUGGCUACUGAUGGUCCCGGGUUGGUGUUCAUAGUCUAUCCUGAAGCCAUCGCUACCAUGAAGGGAUCAGUCUUCUGGUCCAUUCUCUUUUUUCUUAUGCUAAUCACUUUGGGUCUGGACAGCACGUUCGGGGGUCUGGAGGCAAUGCUGACCGGACUGUGCGACGAGUACCCGCUCGUCCUGCGCCGACACCGGGAGAUCUUCGUCGGCUGCGUCAUCCUGUUCAUCUACGCAUGUGCCCUUCCGACGACCACUUACGGUGGUAACUACAUCGUAAGCUUGCUGGAUACCUAUGCAACGGCUACAGGUGUCCUCUUCAUUGUAUUCGUAGAGUCCAUGGUCGUCUGCUGGUUCUACGGCGCUAACCGCUUUUCUCAACACGUCAAAGAAAUGCUUGGCCACCUUCCGGGUCUCUACUGGCGCAUGUGCUGGAGCUAUAUAAGUCCGUUGUUCCUCUUUACGAUGUUCCUAUUUGCUGUUCUUCGCUACAAACCCCUCGAGUGGGAGGACUACAAGUUUCCAGGCUGGUCCAUUUCCGUCGGCUGGCUGCUGACUGCUUCGUCUAUGUGUUUUGUUCCCGGCUACAUAGUGAUCGCUUUCCUGAGAACCAAAGGAACCUUAAAGGAGCGACUGAUCAUCUGCCUUCGUCCACACAGUGUGGCUGCAAGGAAGCUCCAGCAGGGUGGUGCUCCCGCCUCCGUGUAGUCGCCUUCCUCACUUUGCCCUUAAGUGCGCAGCUCUGUACCUGCAGUACACGCCAUGGUCAAACUGUUUCCUGCCAAACGGUGGUACAUGUAUUUCAAGCAAGACUGCUUGUGAUUCCCACAGCGAGAACGCUUAUUUUAUGGCCUGCACGUUUCAGCCUAUACACUGCGAUGUACAUUUUGCACACAUGAUCCGGUUUUGUUUUUGUGAUUUCUUGUGAAACAUUUUUGUUGGUACCGCUCUUCCAUAAAAAUGCAUAAGAAGCACACGUGCAGCUCACUCGAAGGUGUUACGGCUGCUCGAUGUCUGUAGCUAGGUGCUCUCUGCCGCAAACAAAUGCUGUUCUGCUUGUGCACGUUUUGUUCUACUUGGCAAAAUGUGGCAGCAAAAAUGGCACGCGAAGCUUUUAUUCGUUCAUGUAUUGUGCACUUUCAGAGCAAGUAUUGGUUUGAUCAAUGCCUAUUGGUUUGAAUAUCUAACUACUAAAUCUGAAAAUAUCUUUAUCGAAACUACAUUACAAACUCUUGCGGUUUUGAAAAUUAGUACACUCUCGCACUGUGGCUACAGUGAAGAACAUAAAACAAAUUUUCGUUGUUACCACACUGAAAAAUAUUGUACUAGCGAACUCGUAAGUUUCUGUACAGUGUAUUAUGCUGUUCUAAAUAAACUUUUUGGUUUUGUUCUCC
Dermacentor andersoni is the source of this 2972-nucleotide messenger RNA. It is a transcript of the gene SerT, whose product is annotated as Serotonin transporter. Lineage: Eukaryota; Metazoa; Arthropoda; Arachnida; Ixodida; Ixodidae. The record is from RefSeq and is a predicted model, not a curated record. Gene Ontology annotation, cellular component: synapse; neuron projection; plasma membrane. Gene Ontology annotation, biological process: amino acid transport; sodium ion transmembrane transport; serotonin uptake. Gene Ontology annotation, molecular function: serotonin binding; serotonin:sodium:chloride symporter activity.